AUGCCUCUAGCGGGUACGCGUGCAUACCCGUCGCCAACCCGGGUACCUUCGACCGCCAUGUCUGCUCACCUACCGAGCGAACCGGCGGUUGCUACGCUACGAGCCGGUAGUCGUGUUGCAGGGUUAGCCGGCGGCUCGGCGGGCUCGACCGCACAACAGCCGCAACAGCGUCGUCUGCACACCGUCCCACUUUCUCCCACAGAGCUCAACGGUACCAACUACGACAGAGAUUGCCCAUCAUCGCAGGGUGUUGACGACGUGCUUACCACUUCGGGCUCGCUCGACGCUUCCCUGGACUUCGAGCCAGCUGCGGGCGAUGUUCUCUACGGCGACGUCCGGGCCAGCCUUGCUCGGCCGCUCCCGCGCCUCAGCCCGCUGUUGUCGGGCUCACCGGCCAUGAACCGUGGCGAUGACGACCGCUGCGGUAAGCCUCGCAGGAGCAAAAUUGCAUCCCCGGUCAAGACUGUGUCCAGGGCGCCGCGGUCACGAUCGGGGUCGCGGUCGCGGUCGCGGUCGCGGUCGCGGUCGCGGUCGGGGUCGCGGUCGGGGUCACAAUCCCAACAGCGCUCCUCUUCCUGGCCUUGUCCCGGUCCUAUUGAGCCAGGGCUGGGCUACUCGUGCUCAUCGUCCGAGCUCACCAUCGGCUGUGCCUCGCCACACUCGGUGCUCCCUCCGCCGGUCUACGUCUCGGCGUCACGGUCAGUCUCUUCAACCGGUUCGGACCCUGGCUCGGGCUCGGGCUCGGGCUCGGGCUCGGGCUCGGGCUCGGGCUCGGGCUCGGGCUCGGGCUCGGGCUCGGGCUCAUGGUCGUCGGCGACAGCGUCGUCGGUCGAGCACAGUCUCCGGAUCGUCACGACGUUGUCGACGUCAGCGGCCGAGAUGGGCUCGUCGCCGUGUUCACAGGCGCGGUCGGACAUCGACUCGCCGAUGAUCCGCCGGUGUGCACCGCGGACCUCAUCGUUUACGACCGCCUGUGCCAACUCGUCGUCGUCGUCCGACGCCGAGGCAACGUUUGCAUCCGCCGUCCCGUCGUUUCGGUCCGCGCUUGCGCGUGAGGCCAUGCUGGCGGCCUACUCCGACGAGUCCAAGAACGUUGCGCUCCUCAGCAUCGCAGACGUCUGGCCCGAGUCGUCGGACGAAGGCGCUUCGCUCGAGUGGCGCACGCUCCGCGACCACUUUCUGCGGUCAGGCAAGAUCGAGGCAGAUUUUGCCUUUCACUUGUUGGCAACGGCGCGGACCGUUCUCGCGCGCGAGCCCAAUGUCCUGCGCCUCUCGCACGACUCCCUGGCUGCUGCACAAGCUGCUGAAGCAUGCGCUGAGCAUGACAAAGUGAGCGGCAGCAGCGGGGAAACCGGUAGCAUACCUACCGGGGCUCAUCGUCCGGGUCUUGUUCUCGUCGGCGACAUCCACGGCCAACUAUUCGAUUUGGUGUGCGCGCUGCUGCUCGGCGGCGAUCCUGGCGAUCCUGACGUGGCGUACUUAUUCCUCGGCGACUAUGUCGACCGGGGUGUCUACUCGACCGAGGUCCUCUUUCUCCUUGUCGCGCUUAAGCUCCGAUUUCCGGGCUCUGUCUACCUCCUCCGCGGCAACCACGAGUGCCGGUACGUCUCGCAGACCCACGGGUUCCUCACUGAGCUCUGCUACAAGUACGGCGACGAGACUGGGGUCCGAAUGUGGCGAGCGGCCAACAGCGUGUUUGACGCUCUCCCGCUCGCGGCCCUCUUCACCGCAGACGACGGUGCGCGCAUGUUCUGCUGUCAUGCCGGUGUUGCGCCGCUCAUGUCCAUCGGCGACAUCGACGCCAUCGACCGGCUACAGGAGAUUCCAUGGCAGGGCGACAUGGUCCAUCUGGUGUGGUCGGAUCCGGUCGAUGCGUCGGACGUGUGCCAGCUGCGCGCUGCCGCGCUGCCAGCCGCCGCCACCGCAGACGUCUCGUUCAAGGACAUCGAGGCGCUGCCCAACCAUGACCGCGGCAUCUCGAUCAAGUACGGCUACGCCACGCUCGCCGAGUUCCUGGUCCUCAACAAUGUGACCACGGUCAUCCGCGCCCACCAGGUCAUGUCAACCGGCUUUUGCAUGCACGCGCUGUUUGAAGAGGCCCGAGAACAGGCUCGCGCUCGCGGCGCCGCAGUUCCGGGCUCACCAGACUGGCCCAUGGUCAUGACCGUCUUUUCAGCACCCAACUACUGCGGCAUGUAUGACAACUCGGCGGCGCUGGUCAAGAUUUCGCCGACCCGCAAUGCCGACGGCAAGUUCUACGACGUCAUCACCUUUUCCUCGCCCGACUCCAGCUUUGACUGGGACUCGUUCAUGCAACACGACAUGGCUGCCCAUCCGCAUACGCCCAGCCCAGACCUUGGCUCCGCAGAGUUUACACGAGUGACCAAGCGGCUCGCCUCAUCGCUCCCCAACGCCACCGUCGACCUUGUGCCGCUCAUUACGAACGCAGAUGUGACGCGAGGCGUCUCCGACUCGGGCACUCUAGAGGAUUCAUGCGAUGGAACGCCGUCGCCGAUGGUUGGCGGGUGCAGGCUCAAUUUGAGCGCCGCCGAGCUAUCGGGCGAGCCGCUGCAGACUCUAGGUGUCGACAGCUACACAGCCGAUCAGAGUGAGUCCUGUGAGCUGCCGGCCGUCUCGAGCGAGGGUUCGUUAGUCUGGCCGCUAUCUCGGGUCUCCCGCGCCAUGUCGGAGCCGCUGCUGCCGACGUUUGGCUCGCUUGCGCUCGUUCCGGACGGCCUCUCGACGGUAGAGACCGAGGACAAGGCAAAGCGGCCGCCACCGGUCGCGCUUGCGCCGGAUGUGGCCAAGGGCUACGCCGAGGCGCGCCCGAUCCCCCAGGCCGCUCGUCGUAUCGCUACCCAAACGAGUACCACCAGAGCUCGCGACAGCUGCGAUCCAAGCCACCACGCCGUCGGCGGCGCCACAUGCUGCACCCCGGAGACGACUCGAGCUCAGUCUCGGGCGGCGGGUGGUAUGACGGCCUCCGCGAGUUUGAUUGGUCGCACUCGGCUUACGCCCGCACCUCGCAGAGCCUCAAGUCGUUGCAGCGGGCGAUUGAGACCGCCGAGCGCUACGGCGAUAGCGCGAGCCUGCGCGACAAGCUCAAGAUUGACAUUGUGCUGCCGAGCACAGCCGCCCGUCCGCGCGGAAUUGAUUUUGACCCCGAGGAGGGCCUCCACGUCUCGAUCCACACCCUCACCUCGCCGCACGUACCGUCUGAGUUUUCUCAGUUGCUUUCGCAAUCGCACCGGUCUGUCUCGCUCUCGCCGACCGCGCGAAUCGCGCCGCCGGCGUCUGACUCUUCACCUGGCCACUCGCCACUGCCGACGCUCAUAG
Messenger RNA from Thecamonas trahens ATCC 50062, 3336 nucleotides. RefSeq names its product serine/threonine protein phosphatase. Lineage: Eukaryota; Apusomonadida; Apusomonadidae. The transcript has a single exon. The record is from RefSeq and is a predicted model, not a curated record. Gene Ontology annotation, biological process: calcineurin-mediated signaling. Gene Ontology annotation, cellular component: calcineurin complex; cytoplasm. Gene Ontology annotation, molecular function: calmodulin-dependent protein phosphatase activity; calmodulin binding. Bases 1 to 3336 code for a protein of 1111 amino acids.